AUAAAUGACAUUUAAAGUAGGUAGUAGCUGGAAACUCCGAGACAAACCCACUUGACGAUUUCACCCCUAUCAUCUUCCUCGAUUUACACGACACUCCUCGGUUCCUUCAUAAUAACAACAACACCGCGCUUCAAAACGCACCGUAUCGUUCCCUCGCUUUCUCCAUCAGAAAAUGGAGCGCGGGAAGAUCGCGGCGGAGACGGCGGAGGAUCACCGGCGGAAUUCCGGCGAACCGGAGGAGAAGGUGUUCGUCGGAAACAAAGAAUUCGCCGACUCGUCGUCGUCGACAUCGUCAUUUCUGGCGCUGGCGUUGUGGCUGGGAGCUAUUCAUCUCGUCGGCGUUUUGAUCUUGUUCUCCCUCCUCUUCCUUCCUCUCUCCAAAGCACUAUUGGUUUUUGGUUUGCUUUUCGUGCUAAUGGUGAUUCCUGUUGAUGAAAAGAGCACCUUUGGUAGAAAAUUGUCCAGGUACAUAUGUAAGCAUGCUUGUAGCUACUUUCCGAUCACGCUUCAUGUAGAGGAUAUAAAGGCCUUCAAUCCUGAUCGUGCUUAUGUUUUUGGUUAUGAACCACAUUCGGUUUUGCCAAUUGGAGUUGUUGCACUAGCAAACAACACAGGUUUUAUGCCUCUUCCAAAAAUAAAAGUUCUUGCUAGCAGUGCAGUCUUUUACACGCCAUUUCUGAGACACAUAUGGACAUGGUUGGGUCUAACACCAGCAACAAGGAAAAACUUUAGCUCCUGGUUGGAUGCAGGCUACAGUUGCAUCUUAAUACCUGGUGGAGUGCAAGAAACAUUUUUCAUGGAGCGUGGUUCUGAGAUUGCCUUUCUCAAGGCUAGAAGAGGAUUUAUCCGCAUGGCAAUGGCGAAGGGGCAACCCUUGGUUCCAGUUUUCUGCUUUGGACAGUCAGAUGUCUAUAAGUGGUGGAAACCCGGUGGGAAGUUAAUUCUGAAGUUUGCAAGGGCUAUCAAGUUCACCCCAAUAUACUUCUGGGGAAUGUUUGGAUCUCCAAUACCAUUUAAACAUCCUAUGCAUGUGGUGGUGGGUAGGCCAAUUGAGCUCAACAAAAAUCCAGAACCAACGACUGAGGAGGUUGCCAAAGUCCAAAUUCAGUUUAUGGAAGCACUUCAAGUUCUUUUUGAAAGGCACAAAGCUCAAGCUGGAUAUCCGAACCUUGAGCUCAGAAUUGUUUGACAAGGCCAAAAGUUAAACCAUCAACCCAUGUUUUCAUGGGAUAAUUACACACUCUUCUCUUAGGUUGGGUUAUGUUUGGGAGCUCUGAAGAUGAAAUGGAUUAUUAUUGGUACAUUAUGAAGUAGUUUGGGAAUGGUGAGUGGAAAGGUGGAAAAUGUUAUACAAGUUAGACUCGGUUCAUUGAUAUUGUAAAAAUUAUUACACGGAAUUAUAUUUAUACAUAACAUUGUAUAACAGUUGGUAUGA
Messenger RNA from Lotus japonicus, 1435 nucleotides. RefSeq names its product diacylglycerol O-acyltransferase 2D-like. Gene Ontology annotation, biological process: triglyceride biosynthetic process. Gene Ontology annotation, cellular component: endoplasmic reticulum membrane. The transcript is spliced from 9 exons. Gene Ontology annotation, molecular function: diacylglycerol O-acyltransferase activity. Bases 173 to 1189 code for a protein of 338 amino acids. The record is from RefSeq and is a predicted model, not a curated record. Lineage: Eukaryota; Viridiplantae; Streptophyta; Magnoliopsida; Fabales; Fabaceae.